Ipomoea nil (Japanese morning glory) is the source of this 2306-nucleotide messenger RNA. Its product is annotated as L-ascorbate oxidase-like. Gene Ontology annotation, molecular function: oxidoreductase activity; copper ion binding. The record is from RefSeq and is a predicted model, not a curated record. The transcript has 5 exons. NCBI's taxonomy places the organism in Eukaryota, Viridiplantae, Streptophyta, Magnoliopsida, Solanales, Convolvulaceae. The coding region runs from base 421 to 2166 and encodes 581 amino acids. Gene Ontology annotation, cellular component: plasmodesma; extracellular region.
AGAGAGGGGGAGAGAGUGAGAACCAAGUGUCCAAGAGAAAACUGAGAACCAAUCACAGCUGUCCGCGUGUCCAGAUCUAACAGAACAGAAAUAUUGUUUAGAAAAUGUGGUAUCAUAUUUGUAAAUAAUUAAACUUUGAUGAUUUCCGAACACUGUGUGGUGCUUUUAUUCAAGUGUUUUUUUUUUUUUUUUUUGCAUUUCCUAACAUUGUUGAGGCAUAUUUUCAUAAUCUUUGGUGGGACUGCACUAACCGCACGAGAAGACGUAGUUGUACCUGAACUCUACUAUAUAUAUACUCGCUACACAUCGACUUUCCAUCCCGAUCGAAUUCAGAGCUCCAAUCCAAAAUAUUGCUCCAUUUAUUACUAGCUAUAAGCUAAUAUUACUGAAUAUUCUCCAAGAAACCUUGAAGAUCCGAACAUGGCGAUGAUGUCAAGGGGCACCAUUCUUGCAGGUUGGUGUUUCUUCUGCAUUUUAUUACUUGAUCUCUCGGCUCUGGCUGCGGCCAAAACAAGGCAUUUUAAAUGGGGUGUGGAGUACAUGCGCUGGUCGUCGGACGGCGUCGACGGUGUGGUCUUGGGGAUCAACGGCCAGUUCCCCGGUCCGACGAUCAGGGCUCGCGCCGGCGACACCAUAGCCGUUGAGCUCACCAAUAAGCUCAGCACUGAAGGAGUUGUCAUUCACUGGCAUGGAAUCCGACAGAUAGGAACACCAUGGGCUGAUGGGACUGCAUUGAUUUCACAAUGUCCCAUUAUUCCUGGAGACACAUUUGUCUACAGAUUCAAAGUUGACAAGGCAGGGACAUAUUUCUACCAUGCACACUACGGGAUGCAACGGUCGGCGGGGCUGUACGGGUCGUUGAUAGUUGAGGUGGCGAAUGGAGAGAAAGAAGCAUUCCAAUAUGACGAAGAGUUUAAUUUGUUGCUGAGUGAUUGGUGGCACGUGAGCUCUCACGAGCAGGAAGUUGAUCUCAAUUCUAAGCCAUUUCGUUGGGUUGGUGAACCCCAGAGCUUGUUAAUGAAUGGAAGAGGUCAAUACAACUGUUCCCUAGCAGCGUCAUUUAGCACAUCACCAUCCACUCCGUGCAGUUUAAGAGGGGGUGAACAGUAUGCCCCUCAAAUUCUAAAAGUGCGCCCCAACAAAACUUAUAGGCUGCGCCUUGCCAGUACCACAUCCUUGGCUUCUCUCAACUUGGCCAUUGGGGGCCACAAGAUGGUGGUAGUUGAAGCAGAUGGAAAUUACGUUGAGCCAUUUUCAGUGAGUGAUAUGGACAUAUAUUCCGGUGAGAGCUAUUCAGUGCUGUUUACUACCGACCAAAAUCCAUCAAACAAUUACUGGAUUUCAGUUAGCGUACGAGGAAGACAACCUAAAACUCCCCAAGGCCUAACCAUACUCAACUACCUUCCCAACUCAGCUUCAAAGCUCCCAACUUCACCGCCUCCGGUUUCACCACCGUGGAAUGACUACAACCACAGCAAGGCAUUCUCCGCCAGAAUCCUCGCCCUGGGCGGCGGCGGCGCCACCCGGCCGCCGCGGGGACACGACCGCCGGCUGCACCUCCUCAACACCCAGAAUCUCAUCGACGGGUACACCAAAUGGGCGAUCAACAACGUCUCGCUGGCCCUGCCGCCCACCCCGUACUUAGGGUCGAUCAAACUGGGGGUGAGAAACGCGUUUGAUCGCCGGCCGCCGCCGGAGAAGUUCUCCGAGACGUACGACGUGAUGCGGGCGGCGUUGAACCCCAACACCACCGCCGGCAACGGGGUUUACACGUUCCGGUUCAACUCCACCGUGGACGUCAUUCUGCAGAACGCCAACGCGCUGGCGGCCAACGUGAGCGAGAUCCACCCGUGGCACCUCCACGGCCACGAUUUCUGGGUGCUGGGCUACGGAGAAGGGAGGUUCAGGGAGGAAGACGCCGGAAAGUUCAACCUGGAGAAUCCGCCGCUGAGGAACACCGCCGUGGUUUUCCCUUAUGGAUGGACUGCGUUGAGGUUUGUGGCUGAUAACCCUGGGGUUUGGGCAUUCCAUUGCCACAUUGAACCGCACUUGCAUAUGGGCAUGGGAGUGGUUUUUGCUGAAGGAGUUCACCUUGUCAACAAUAUUCCUACAAAGGCUCUCUCUUGUGGUUUGACUGCCAAAAUGUUCAUGAAAAACAAGCCUUAGCUUAGGUUAAAUUAAAAUACCAAGCAUGGUAUGAUCGAUAUAUAUAUAAUUGAGAAUUGGCCAAAUGAGGCUCGAAUUAUUCGAGAACAUUUUGUUAAUGUAUUCUCAAACUUAACUUGAAAAUUAAAAGUUCUAAAUUA